AUGGAGCCUUGGGACUUCGGUUGGGAUGAUAGAGCGGAGAAGAAAAUUGCUGAUCGCACUUGGGAUCAAAUUGUCAUAACCGCAAGAAGACAGCAAGCUACCCAACCCUUGUCUUCCACUACUAUCUACCUUCCCAACGAUGGAGGAAAUGAUGCACCCGAAGACACCGACGAAGCCACCAAUGCCAUAGACACGACCCAAUUGAGAGCCUUCCGCGAAGAAUACGCCCCAACAUCCGCAGCAAACGCAGACCCAACCUUCUGGGCCGAGAUAAAAUCCUACGCAACAUACGCCAACAGACCCUCCACCCUCCACCUAACCCCACGCCUAACCGCACACACAGGCGGAGCACGCAUCUGGCUGAAACGCGAAGACCUCAACCACGCCGGCAGUCACAAGAUCAAUAACGCGCUGGGCCAAAUCGUCCUCGCGCGCCGACUCGCCAAAACCUCCAUAAUGCCGAAACAGGGGCUGGCCAACACGGCGUCGCAACAGCAACUCUCUGCGCGCAAUUUGGCAUGA
Messenger RNA from Penicillium paradoxum, 522 nucleotides. Its product is annotated as Aldolase-type TIM barrel. The coding region runs from base 1 to 522 and encodes 173 amino acids. NCBI's taxonomy places the organism in Eukaryota, Fungi, Ascomycota, Eurotiomycetes, Eurotiales, Aspergillaceae. The record is from RefSeq and is a predicted model, not a curated record. Gene Ontology annotation, biological process: L-tryptophan biosynthetic process. Gene Ontology annotation, molecular function: tryptophan synthase activity. The transcript is spliced from 3 exons. Gene Ontology annotation, cellular component: cytoplasm.